This is a messenger RNA of Myotis brandtii (Brandt's bat), 2746 nucleotides long. It is a transcript of the gene MTHFD2L, whose product is annotated as methylenetetrahydrofolate dehydrogenase (NADP+ dependent) 2-like. Gene Ontology annotation, cellular component: mitochondrion. Bases 521 to 1513 code for a protein of 330 amino acids. Gene Ontology annotation, molecular function: methylenetetrahydrofolate dehydrogenase (NAD+) activity; methenyltetrahydrofolate cyclohydrolase activity; methylenetetrahydrofolate dehydrogenase (NADP+) activity. The transcript has 9 exons. Lineage: Eukaryota; Metazoa; Chordata; Mammalia; Chiroptera; Vespertilionidae. Gene Ontology annotation, biological process: tetrahydrofolate interconversion. The record is from RefSeq and is a predicted model, not a curated record.
GUUUGGGUGAUUGUAAUUUGUCAACCAAGGAGUGCGCGCUGUCCCACGUGGGUUGUUAGGAGUGUGUGGAUUUCUGAAUUCCUGCGUUGGCAAUACGGAGUUAGGUCUUUUCCAGCCCUAACAUUCUUAAUGACUUUAAAAAUCAGACAUUCAUCUUGAAUUCUCAGUCUUUUUCUGUGUGACACUUCCCACGCCGCGACUGAAGUGAUGAGUCCUAUAUUCGCUGCAUCUCUUCGGACCUUGCGCUGACUAGUUUGGAAGCACAACAGCGGGGUUUUCACUCUGCUCCAGGGGCCCGGCAGCACGACCCUUCCUUCCGGCAGUCACUGUGGUGGUUGCAAACGCGGACCUCAGGUUAAAAUUCUAGUCUCCUGACCCCAAGCCAGUGAGUUCAGAAGAGAGUCCGUUUCCAGACUUAAACAGGGCUUCCAGUGAUGCGCCGCUGUCACUGCCGGUUUCCUGGCCAGAGAUGGUGUCUUUUUGUAUCUCCAUUGUUCAGCAUAAUACCUGAGUGACAGCAAUGGGCCAGCAGAGAGAAGAGAUUCCAUCUUCCAGAGGUCGCCACUGUCUGCCUCCCCACUUGUCCCCAUCCUCAGUCAUCUUUUUAAAAAUACACGAUGCCAUUAUUAUCUCAGGAACUGAAAUGGCCAAACAAAUCCAGAAAGAAAUACAAGAGGGUGUGGAGUCCUGGAUUUCCCUUGGGAACAGAAGACCUCACCUCAGUAUCAUUUUAGUGGGAGAUAACCCAGCAAGCCACACCUACGUCAGGAAGAAGAUCCGAGCCGCCUCUGCUGUAGGUAUCUAUAGUGAGAUCAUUCUAAAGCCUAAGGAUGUUUCUCAAGAAGAGCUUUUGGAUAUAACUGAUCAAUUGAACAUGGACCCAAGAGUCAGUGGCAUAUUAGUUCAGUUGCCACUGCCAGAUCAUGUGGAUGAGCGAACAGUAUGCAAUGGAAUUGCCCCUGAAAAAGAUGUAGAUGGAUUUCAUAUUAUCAAUAUUGGAAGACUGUGCCUUGAUCAGCAUUCUCUCAUACCUGCCACUGCCAGUGCUGUUUGGGAAAUAAUCAAAAGAACAGGAAUUGAAACAUUUGGGAAAAAUGUGGUUGUGGCUGGAAGGUCCAAGAAUGUAGGGAUGCCCAUUGCCAUGCUUCUACACACUGAUGGAGAACAUGAACGACCAGGAGGUGAUGCAACAGUGACAAUAGCUCACAGAUAUACCCCCAAAGAACAACUGAAGAUCCAUACUCAGCUGGCAGAUAUUAUCAUAGUCGCUGCAGGUAUUCCAAAGUUGAUCACAUCUGAUAUGAUUAAAGAAGGUGCUGCUGUAAUUGAUGUGGGUAUCAACUAUGUCCACGACCCAGUAACAGAAAAGAUAAAAUUAGUUGGAGAUGUGGACUUUGAAGCUGUGAAGAAGAAGGCUGGCUUCAUCACUCCAGUUCCAGGAGGCGUGGGACCCAUGACGGUGGCCAUGCUUCUGAAGAACACCCUCCUGGCAGCUAAAAAAGUCAUUUACUAGGUCGCAUGAAAGAACGAAGCAAGCUGAAAUCAUGCUAUUUAUUUACUCGACAAGGGGGAAAAUCCUUUCUAUUUUACUACAAAGCUAUUUAUUUCUACAUUGUAUUUAUUUUUUCAUGGAUGGAAUCACUGUGGAUCAGAGGAUUCACACAAUUGUAUGCAUUUCCUGCUAACAGAUUUUGAGUUUUAGGGAAAAACAAAACCAUUCCAGUGGAAAUACUGGUAACAUUUAUUUUAUGAAUAAUAUUUGUUCAUAAUGUUAAAACAAUAAAGGGCUCAUAAUAAAUAAUAUAUUUUGACACAAUUAAAUAUCACAUGCCAUAUGUUUUCAACAAAUGUUUUGUCAGCCAAAUGGACACCCAUGUAAAAUGUAAUUCAGGUUUUGCCAUAAGCUUGAUCAAUUUUUAAAUAUUUUAGUUCUAUAUCAUAUGCUAAAAAAGAACUAAGUUGCUAAAAGAAAGAUAAAAUAUAAAAAAUAAAAUAUUCAUCUUAUAUAUCUCCUAAAUGCAUCCUAUGAGGCAUCCUAAUAAUAAAUAAUGUUUAAUCAAGGAAAAAGAAGUAUACAAGGAAAACAAAAAAUACAGUGCUGCUUGGGAAGGUAAUGAUUAUGUGAAAUGAUAAAUGACUACUUGUUAUAGUAAAAAUGUAAUAAGAAUGUAUUAGGUUUACAUGUAAUUUCUUUGUUGUUCUAGAAAAAUAUGUGGACAGUGCCUUCUUUGAGGAAUAAUAGAAAAUCCAAAAGCAAACAAAUGCACAAAACAAAAUUAAGGUGGCCUUUCCCCACAAAGAUCAGGAAAAUAUGGCAUAGUAUGAGUUAAGCCUUCAUUAAAGAACAAAUUACGUUUUUUCACAAAUGCAGGAAUCUAUUGGUAAAACACACAAACAGUGUGCCAAUGUUAAACAUUAGAAUAUGACUAAAAAUCUACUGUUUUCUUUCCCACAGUUCUACCCUCUUCUCUUAUAGCAUUUGGUUCUCAAAGUAGAUGCAAUGCUUCUAACACAACUUAAAUUUAGGAAAUACAUGUGACUCUCAGUUGAAGGUAUCUUGAGACUGCUCUAGCCACAUAAUUGUAUUGUUUUCAUACUCAAAUCCCAGUACAUUUAUGUACCAAUAAUAAUUCUUACCCAAUGCAUGUUUUUAAUGAUGUGUAUACUUAUUAUUUAUGUGAGAAUAGACUAGAUGUUUAUGAUUAAUAGUAUUUUAACUGUAUAAUAAAAGCAAUUUGAAUAAGAA